CGUUGUUCACACCUGCCCACCAGGCUGUAUGAAAAGAGUGAGAAGCCAUGCAUGCUGUCGGAGUACACGGAGCAAUACCCACUUUAUCCCAUCACUGUUCCCAGAGGCUCAUUAAAACCGAAGGAAGCAUCCAAGACGGCACAGAUACCCAUGGAAGGCAUCUCGACUACAAAGAAGGAUUACAUAGCUCAUGAAGUGUUGCCACAGAAACUUAAACCAGCUGAAAAGUAUCUCAAGAGUGAUGAGCGUAUGGAUUUAACCACCACUUAUAAACAAGUUUAUAACUUCUACAUUCUCUCUCGAGUACCUCCAUGCCUCUCCCAUGUGAUAAGACACAGCCUCAGCUCCAAGAUGGAAACAAGAACCAGUUACAAAGAUGACUACGUGCUGUGGGAUGAACCAAAGACAGAGCUGAUCAGACCAAACAACAGGUUUCGCCCAUCAGAAGAAAAAUUUAACCACAGAACCACUGUCCAGGAUGACUAUCUCUACAGGGGGCCAGCUGCCACUCAAAGGGGCAAACCUCUGAAUCUAGUCCAGAAAACCCAAGCUCCCUUUGAAUAUAUAACCAGUUAUAGAGUGAAUUAUGUGCAACAUCCUCUGGAGAAACGUUAUGUUCAUAAAAAUGAGAAAUACAAGGCCAAUGAGGUCCCGUUUGAUGAUCUCACUACCCACAAAGUUUCUUACAAGGGGCUGGCUGGUCAGCCAGCCAAGCUUGCAAAACCAUACCAGCUGAAGCAUCAUGAUCUUCCUUUUCAGGAAAAAUACCGAGCUUGGCCACGGCCUCCCAAAUUCAGCAAAAACCCUGAUGUAUAUCUUCCUCCUCUGGAGAAAAUGGACCUUCACACCACUACUCAGACACAUUACAAGCACCCAAAUGGUAGGCCAGCCAAGAUGUGUCGAUCUUUGGAGCAGUUUAAAAAAAGCACUGAGCCAUUCAAUAGCUCUUCGAUAAUGAAGGAAGACUAUAAGCCUUGGCUGUGCAAGAAACAAGAACCUAUCACUCACACUCCAGAGCUGACUUUCCCAGCAAAACCAAUGGAUUGCUUGACUACCUUUCAGACCCACUAUGUGCCUCAUCUGCUUACAGCUGUGAAGAGCUAUAAACCUGGCUGGUCAGGCCCAAAGCAUCAUACUGUGCUAGAUGCUAAAACGAUCUACUCUACCAGCUACACACCAAAGGGCAUUGUUAGAUGCUUGGCCUCUUACAAAGACCCACCCGGUUACGUCUUUGAGGGAACUGAUGCCGAUGGUCACAAAUUCUAUCUCCCUGCUUCCAAGAGUGAAUUCCUGCAAGGUGGACACUGAAGGAAAAAAUAGUGGAUGCAGUGUUCUUCAAGAUAUAU
Messenger RNA from Falco peregrinus (peregrine falcon), 1346 nucleotides. It is a transcript of the gene SAXO1, whose product is annotated as stabilizer of axonemal microtubules 1. Gene Ontology annotation, cellular component: ciliary basal body; sperm flagellum; cytoskeleton. The record is from RefSeq and is a predicted model, not a curated record. Gene Ontology annotation, molecular function: microtubule binding. Gene Ontology annotation, biological process: microtubule anchoring. Lineage: Eukaryota; Metazoa; Chordata; Aves; Falconiformes; Falconidae.